Messenger RNA from Cervus elaphus (red deer), 4807 nucleotides. RefSeq names its product sciellin (gene SCEL). Gene Ontology annotation, cellular component: cytoplasm. Bases 323 to 2542 code for a protein of 739 amino acids. Lineage: Eukaryota; Metazoa; Chordata; Mammalia; Artiodactyla; Cervidae. The record is from RefSeq and is a predicted model, not a curated record. The transcript has 35 exons. Gene Ontology annotation, biological process: epidermis development.
GGUCUACCAAGGCCAUAAAUUGCAGAAAGAAUUCACCAGACAGACAGCAGGUCGGUGAGUGAGCUGGUUUAAUUGAAUUGGUAUUUGUACAAGGUGACACCCUCUCUCAUACCACCCACCCCCUCCCUGGGUGACUCAGCCACUGAAGGAGAAGCCUCUGAACUCUUCAUUAACGCAGGCAGGCGGAGGUGGAAACUGCUUUCAGUAAACUCCACGUACUCAUUCGGAGUCUCAGCCGGAUCACCUGGGGGAAAUCACUGCAGGUUGUUUAGACAGAAAGUCCCGAUUUUCUGCCCAAGACAGGUCCUAACUGGAAUGCAGCAUGUCCAAUUUCACCUUGAGAAAAACAUCUCCCACAGGAAACGAUAUGGGGACUACCACGCAGGGGACCACACUGAGGCAACAGGGUUUCCAAGAGGUCAACAAAAGAAGGACUUUCUUACAGGAUAAUAGCUGGAUAAAGAAACGUCCUGAAGAAGAAAGAGAUGAAAAUUACGGUAGGGUGGUGCUCCACAGACAUAAUUCCCACGAUGCCUUGGACAGGAAAGCAAAUGAGAGGGAAGAGCCAAAAGCCACAAUCAGUCGGUACAGAUCUGAUGACACUUUGGACAGGAUUUCAAACAGAAAUGAUGCUGCUAAAACAUAUAAGGCCAAUACCCUGGAUAACCGACUAACCAAUAGAAAUGUGUCCACGUUUCAACCACCAGAAGUGACAAAGACGCAACCUGGAGGCUUGUCCAAUGCAAACGCCACCAACACCCCAGCUUCCACCUCCACUACUACACCUGUGAAGAAAAAGAGACAGUCCUGGUUUCCACCACCCCCUCCAGGUUACAACACCACCCCAAACACAGGAGCAAGCAGAAGGGAACCAACUGUUCAUCCUCCAAUACCUCCAAAGCCCAGUUCUGCUGUUUCAUCUCCUAACCAGCUGAAGCAGGAUAAUAGGCAGAUAUAUCCAGCUAAACCAAGUGUAUAUACAGAAGCCAAAAGAUCUGCUGAAAGAAAUACAAGGAGUCAGGACCUGGAGAACAUUGUCAAAGUGGCCAGUUCGCUUCAGAAAACUAACAAGGGUGAAGAAUUGGAUAAUCUCAUCAAAAUGAAUAAAAGUUUGAAUAGAAAUCAAGGUCUUGAUGGUCUCUUCAGAGCAAAUCUUAAGUCAGAAUUAACGGAGAAACGAGCCAAAAGCCUUGAAAAUCUCAUCUUUGUGAAUACCCGGACAGAUAAAGAUGGCAAAGGAAACCAAGGCCUUGGAAGUCUUAUUAAAGUUAAUCAAAGGGCUGACAAAAUCGAGAAAGGAAGCCAAGAUCUCAAAGAGGUUAUUAAAGCAAAUGCCACGACAGAUCAGACAAGCAGAGGAAGUGAAGACCUUGAUAGCAUUAUCAAAGUGAAUCCCAAAGAAAGUGCCAACACCAGUGGGAAGCAAGACCUCAAUGGGCUUAUUAAAGUAAAUCCUGAAACAAAUAAAAAUAUUAAGAGGGGCCAGAGUCUUGAUAAUCUCAUCCAAGUGACCCCUGAAGUUAACAGAAGUAACCCAAGUUCCAAAGACCUGGAUAACCUCAUCAAAGUGAACCCAAGAACUGGGAAAAGUGCGCAAGGGGACCAAAGUCUUGACAACGUCAUCAAAGUGACUCUGGAAACAAACAAAACUAACCAAGGGAGCCAAGACCUAGACAGUCUUAUCAAAGUGACUCCCUCAGCAAGGAAAAGCAGUGAACAAGGUCUUGAUGAACUUAUUAAUGUAAGCCCCAAAGCUGUCAAAAAUACCACUAGAAAUCAAGAUCUUGAUAAGCUCAUCAAAGUGAAUCCUGAAAUUCUCCUCAACAAUCAAAGAAACCAGGAUCUUGAUAACCUCAUCAAAGUGAAUCCUGCAGUAAUCAGAAGCAGUCAAAGCCAAGCUUUAGACAAUCUCAUUCAAGUGAAACCUUCAGCACUCAGAAAUACUAAGCGAGACCAGAACCUCGAAAAUUUAAUUGACAUAAAUUCCAAUGUGUCUAAGAAUAAGAAUGAAAGGCAAGAUGGCCAGGUCACUGGAUCUACUGAGGCUUUAAUCAGCCCAUCCUCCAGAACAGCUGCCUAUUCUCAUGAAGCCAGGAAGACACUCAGCUCCAGUGCUGAAACCAGGCAUGCAGGACCAAAGGAUACAGUUGUGUACACAAGGACAUACAUGGAGAAUAGACAGCAACUGCCUGCAGGUUGUUUGGAGAGAGAGAGAGAUUUCUCAUUAAAAAAUCCCAGCAAAUCACCGAAGGAUGGAUAUCGGGAGACUGUCUCUGGAAAAUAUAUACAAACUGUUUAUUCGACUUCAGAUAGGUCUGUCAUUGAGAGAGACAUGUGCACCUACUGUAGAAAACCCCUAGGCACAGAAACCAAGAUGAUUUUAGAUGAAUUGCAAAUUUGCUGCCAUUCGACUUGCUUCAAGUGUGAAAUAUGCAAAAAACCUUUGGAAAACCUACAAGCAGGUGACAGUAUUUGGAUUUACAGACAGACAAUACAUUGUGAAUCUUGCUACUCUAAAGUUGUAGCCAAGUGGAUUCAGUAAUUCUGGCACAUGAAAAUCAAGAGGAAAGGAUUCAUCGAGGAAUUAAAAUUUUUAUUAUAAGAACAUGUAAUCUAAAAAAGCUUUAUACCAAUGACUGACUCUUUGUAUAACAAUUCUGCUAUUGCAUAAAUAAUAUAAUUGCUUAUACUAAGGUCGCAUACAUAAAGGAAACCAUCUGAUAUCUGGUUAGAUUUAGAGAUAAAAUAUUCAAGUGGUCUAGUUACCAACAUCAAAGGAAGGAUGUUUCUGAUGGCAGUGAGCAUUGUCAGCCUUGACCAGGUCCAUCUCUGCUCAGUAUUAGGUUGUGCAUCAUGGUUUCCAUUAGAGACCAGGAUUCCCAAUUUCUCAUUUUUUGUUUCCCUAGGGAUUUGAAUUUACAGAUGUUACUGACAUCUUGACAAAACUGUCAAGGAAGCAAGAUAUGUACAUUUCUUGUGUGCAAAAGAAAUGUUCAUAGAAAUUUUGGCAGAAAGAUAAAGUCUGGCAGAAAGGUGUUAGUGUAUAAUGGUGUACAGACCUCAGAAAAUCACUUAAACUAUUCAGAUUUUGGUGCUGUUAUCUGUAACAUGAGGGGAAAUGGAGAAAAUAAUUUCUGAGGUCACUUUCUGCUCCAAAACUCUCAGAUUCUAAAGCAAGUUUUUGUUUGAUCUUUAGAAUCAUACCUGAGUCUGUUUGUUAAGCAUGUGGAACUAGAUAGGAUAUCUAAACAAUUUAAUGUUGGUGUCAUCCUUUAGUUUAUUACAGAUAUAAGUUUUAUAGAACAUGUUUUAUAAAUACAAAGACAUGCAUUUAUUGGUAAUGGGUAAAAAUCAUAUGGUAUGUAUAGCUUACAUAUUAUAAUUUGUUAUGCUUUCUUUUCAAAAUCUGGAUAUGUAAAUGAUCUAUGAGAAAUAAUGGCAAUGGACUAAAAGACAUGUUCUUUAGCAUGCCAAACCUAUUCCUACUACAUAACACUUUAUAUUUACAGAUGGCUUAUAAAAAUAAAAUGAACUGUCAGUUACACAGAAUCUUCUUGUGCGGCAUCUAUAAAUAUUACUCAAUGACAUUGAUACUGUCAAGUAUAGUGAUCAUAAUCUAUUGUAUUCUGUGCUAUGCUACUUAAUUAUUUUGUCUUCUUAAGCCAUAACAUUGAUUUUUAAAGAGCUUUUUCUUAAGGAAUUGAAAAGUCAGUAAUCUUGUGUGGAAUUAUUAUUAUUAAAAUUGAGACAUUGCACUUAUAAACUAUUUUAUAUGCAUAUAGGAACUGCUUCUCAAAGGAAAGCAUAUGGAACAUUGAGAGAGGGUGAGAUUCUAAGGGAGUUUAAGGCAGUUAUAUAAAACUGACAAACUAAGGAAACCAAAAAGAUAAUCAUGUAUUUUCUAACUGUUGCUAAAUGUAAAGAAUGAUUCUUCCGUGUAAUGAUUUCAAGCAUCUGUUCCUCUUAGACACUGAUCCACAAAGUGUUAAACACUAAAUGCUUAUCAAAACACAGCAAUGUGUAAUCAUUGUCCUAUGGAGAGGAAGCCAGAAAAAACAAUUAAUAAUAAUUUGAUACUCAUUAAUUCAUGCUUGAUGAGAAGUGGUGGUAAUUGAGCCAUAUGUUUUAUUGUUCUCUUAUUACAUGCUAUCAGAGUGGAUCAAAAGAAAUAAUUUUCUUAGAGUUGAAAUUCGUGGCAGGAAAGGAUGAGUAGAAUAGUAGCCCUCUCUUUUAUAGAAAGUGUAUUAACAUCUCAAUGCCUUUGUAGUAAUUAAAAAUCAUUUGAAUAUCAUUUUUAAAGGACUCCACUGUUGAAUGCUUCACUUCAAAAAAAAAAAACCUAAAAGGGGCAUAAUUCUCACUUUUCUGUAGCUGUUUAAUGGACCCUUUCUUCUACAAUAAUGUAUUAAAUUAAACCAAAAGCUGUUGUAAAAAUAGAGUGGAUACAGAGUGAAGAGAAAAGGGCUUCUGAUUUUAUCAAGUCUGCUUCAUUAUGUCUGGGAUUAUUUGCACCAUAGGAAUGACAGAUUUCUAAAACAAUUUGUAAGAUCUCAUUUUUAUUUGCAGCGAAUUAUGUUAUGAUUGGCAUAUUUUUCCUGGACACAAGUGCCUACAUCUCAGAAUACCAGGUCCUGGAUUCUAUUACUAAUUAAAGGAUGUCUCUAAAAAAUAAUUAAUUGCUCCACUAUGACAGCAUUCUUCUGAAAAACAACAUAAAAUUUAUCUAGUAAUCUUGGAGAUAAAAUCUGUUAAAAUCUUUUUUUUUCUUUUACGAAGGCCAAGAAAUAAAAAUUUAUUCAAGAAGUAA